GAUCAAACGUCACUUAGUAUACAUCGUUCACCGAUUUUGAUACGCGAUCUAACACAAACAGCUAUUUCUCGAAUGAAAUGGCCGUCACAGAUCCUUGCAAAGCUCGAGAACCGAGAGUGAUCGACAACGCUUUGAUUGAAAAAUGUCUCGAACAUCAAUUUCCCAAAGGUGAAAUCGGACGGUUGAUGAGGAAGGAUGGCAUACCGAUGGACGAACUUCAGGAAAUUCGCAUGGAAUUCAUGAACAUCUUGAAAAUCGACCACCUGUGGGUGAUGAAAUCGCUGACCAAGCUACAGCUGAACAACAAUUUCAUCGAAAAUAUCGAAAACUUGGACACCCUCGUACAUCUGAGAGAAUUGGACCUGUCUUUCAACAAGAUCAACAAGAUAGCCAACCUGGACAAGCUCGUCAAUUUGGAGAAACUGAGUUUCUAUUCGAACCUCAUAGUGAAGAUAGAAAACAUGGACACGCUGAAGAAGUUGAUGAUUUUCAGUAUCGGCAGGAACGAAAUCGAAGACCCUGAAAACGUCUACUACUUGAGAAGAUUCAAAAUGCUGACGUCUCUGAAUAUGGCGCAUAAUCCGUGUGCUCGAGAUAACAACUUUCGGAUUUUCAUCGCUGCUUUUCUGCCGAAAGUCGUUUAUUACGAGUACAAGAGAAUUGAGGAAUCCGAAAGAGAUGAAGGAACGAAUAUGUUCCUAAAUAAAUUACGUGCCAUAGAAUUGGUGGAAGAACUGGAAGAUGCGAAAACUGCUAAUAUUGAGAAGGCAAAAGCAGAUGCGGAAUUGCAUUCGGUUAGUUUCGUCGAGUACCUGAAUUCUCGAUAUCUUUUCGACUUGCUAUUUGAAGACGACGAGGAAGGCAAGGCUCUUAUGGAGAUGGGUGACGAAGUUCAAGAAUUUUACGUAGAGUACGAAGAGCAAUUCAUCGACUUGUGCAAGCAGAUAUUUGAUGUUGGUCAGAAACACUACAAAAUUCGAUCGGACGAGAUGGAUAACUUCACGAAAACCGUGGAACAAGCGAAAAAGGAAAACCAAGAGGAAAGCAUAGGUCACAUGGAGAAUUUCAUGGAAAAGAAGAAUGACAUGUUCUCUUUGAUCAGAUUGUUGCAAAAGCAUCUGGAUAACGACAUCAUCGAUGUGGCUAAAUAUACGCAGAAAAUUGAAGAAUUCAACGAGAUACACAACGAACUCAUACACGACACGUGGAAAAAAUUGAUGAAAUUAGAGCUUCAGCUUUUCGAACAAGUGGAGGAAGUCAAUCAGAAUUUCGAGCAUACUAUGACCGAUAUGAUAAACGCGUUCAUCGAAGAAGCCCAAGCCCUCUUCACCCAGAUGCGAGCCCUCGAAGUGACCUACACCGAGAACCUGGCCGACAUAGGGGCGAGGUACAUCACGCAGGCCAACCUAGGCGAGUCCUUCUUCAUUCCGGAGGUGUUGAGACCUAUCAUGGCGGACAAGGAGUUCCUCAACAACGCCAUCGCCAGCACUCACGAUAUGCAUCUGCAGAUCAUCGAUAACAGAGAAGACACCUUGGUUGGAAGAGCCAAACAAUGGUUGGAAUCGUUCUGCACCGGUUUGACUAAGGAUGAGAUCAAGAGAAACAGGUACAAAUUACUGGAAAUCAAUCACUUCUUGGAUAUCCAAAGAGAAGAGUUCGACGAAUGCAGCGACUACCAACUUGGAAUCGAUCCAGAAGAGGAUGAUCAUUUCAUGCAAUUACCAUAGUAUUUUAUCCCACUAAUUUGAACGAGUCUGUGUAUGUGCGUCAAAAUCGUAUGAGUCUGAUGCUCUUUCCUAGGCAUCGAUCGAAACAAGACAACACAACAGUAUGUUUGUUUAGCGAGAAAUUUGAAGAACCGAAAUUGAGAAAACGAAAAGUAACAUUAUUUGCAGUGAUAUUUCUCCUUGUAGAAUUGAUGUAUUCAUAAUAAAAUUGGAUAUUCU
Messenger RNA from Phaedon cochleariae (mustard beetle), 1946 nucleotides. The record is from the annotation of a GenBank genome assembly. Lineage: Eukaryota; Metazoa; Arthropoda; Insecta; Coleoptera; Chrysomelidae.